Messenger RNA from Galdieria sulphuraria, 1262 nucleotides. Its product is annotated as hedgehog-like protein. Gene Ontology annotation, biological process: protein autoprocessing; multicellular organism development; cell-cell signaling. NCBI's taxonomy places the organism in Eukaryota, Rhodophyta, Bangiophyceae, Galdieriales, Galdieriaceae. The record is from RefSeq and is a predicted model, not a curated record. Bases 22 to 1146 code for a protein of 374 amino acids. The transcript has 3 exons.
GUCCUGUUUACAAGUGCGGCCAUGGCAAAUAUUGUUUCCAGAUAUGUCGUAAAUAAGGUUACACCCUUUUAUCCACACUACAAGCCAUACAUUUGCUAUCAAAAAGGAGACAAUUCUUUUUUUUAUAUACCUGAUCAGAUUGAAUCAUGUACUUCCGAUGCAAAACCAACUUCGACACCGCCUGCAACCGCAAGUCCAACACCUAUUCCAACUCCAUCGCCUAGUGCCAGCCCUGUACCUCUAUCCAUAACCAUUCAGAAGGAUCAGCCAGACUCUUCUUGCUCCGAUCCGUUUCAAAUAAGUGUUGAUCUCUACAAUCACUCUAGUUCGUGUUUACAAAAUAAGAUAUUCUCUUUGCAAGUUUCGCUUUGCAGUGGUCAGGAAGGGAACAUCUUUGUUCAACAAAGCAAUACACAGGUGUAUGUUGUUCCAGAAGGGUGCGGUGGUUCUUCCAAGUUACAAUUAUGCUACUUGACUUCAAGCCAGUGUCUCUCCAUUGACUCAGGAAGUUGUCAAAGUUUGGAAGCAUAUCAAAGUUUUCUUUCCCUCGGAGACUAUUCUAUGAUUUCUGCUUCUGUUUCUGUUCAGGGACCUAAUUGCAAAUCGUCAAGCAGUAGUGGUCUUAGUUGCUUUCCAGGCUCUUCUCAAGUCAUAACACCUGAGGGACCAAAGCCUAUAAGUUUGCUAAGAAAAGGAGACUUGGUCUUAGACGUCGAAAACUCUUUUACUCCAGUGUUAGGUUUUCUUCAUAGAGAUCCACGACAACUGUCUCAAUUUUUAACUUUUCAAUUGAAGGAUGGCAAUUUUUCUGUGAGUCCAGAUCAUCUCGUUUUUUCUGCAGGAAACUUUAUCUUUGCGAAAGACAUUCGUCUAGAAUCCUAUUUACAAGGAGUAGAGCAGAAGGAGAGGAUACGUAAUGUAACGAUUGCCAAGCAGGUUGGAGUCUAUGCUCCCCUUACGAAGAGUGGUCAUCUCUUUGUGGAUGGAAUAUACUGUUCUUGCUAUGCGCAUUAUCCAAGUCAUUACUUUGCCCAUUUGGCCUUUUGGCCUUGGAGACUGUUUGGUUCAAAAACUUUACAAUACAAUGGCAUUAUGCCGUAUGCUAAGUGGCUGCUUGAAAACUUUUCUCCGUCGGUGAAGAUUUGAAAUCAUUAACUGUGUCAUUGUUUUUCUGCUUGUUUUUUGUGAGAGGGAACAUUCCUAUCGCUUUCUUUCGUUCAAAUGAAAUAGUGCUUUUGCUUUAUAAAUAUUUCUUUCCGAUA